AUGGAGAUCCGGCAGCACGAGUGGCUCGCGGCCUCCCCCCACGAGGGCUUCGAGCAGAUGCGGCUCAAGAGCCGCCCCAAGGAGCCCUCGCCCAGCCUGACCCGGGUGGGCGCGAACUUCUACAGCAGCGUCAAGCAGCAGGACUACAGCGCCAGCGUCUGGCUCCGCAGGAAGGACAAGCUGGAGCACUCCCAGCAGAGGUGCAUCGUGGCCUUCGCCCUGGUCUGCUGCUUCGCCAUCCUCGUGGCCUUGAUAUUCUCGGCCGUGGACAUCAUGGGAGAGGAUGAGGACGGGCUCUCGGAAAAAAAUUGCCAAAAUAAAUGUCGAAUCGCCCUGGUGGAAAACAUCCCCGAAGGCCUUAACUAUUCGGAAAAUGCACCCUUUCACCUGUCGCUCUUCCAAGGCUGGAUGAACUUACUCACCAUGGCCCAAAAGUCUGUUGACAUCGUGUCUUCCCACUGGGAUCUCAACCACAGUCACCCCUCAGCGUGUCAGGGUCAACGCCUUUUCGAAAAGUUGCUCCAACUGACUUCGCAAAAUAUCGAAAUCAAGCUAGUGAGUGAUGUGACGGCUGAUUCAAAGGUAUUAGAAGCCUUGAAAUUAAAGGGCGCUGAGGUGACCUACAUGAACAUGUCCGCCUACAACAAGGGCCGGCUGCAGUCCUCCUUCUGGAUCGUGGACAAGCAGCACGUUUACAUCGGCAGUGCUGGCCUGGACUGGCGGUCUCUGGGACAGAUGAAAGAACUCGGUGUCAUCUUCUACAACUGCAGCUGCCUGGUCCUGGAUUUGCAAAGGAUCUUCGCUUUAUAUAGCUCAUUGAAGUUCAAGAGCAGAGUGCCCCAGACCUGGUCCAAGAGGCUCUACGGGGUCUACGACAACGAGAAGAAGCUGCAGCUGCAGUUGAACGAAACCAAAUCUCAAGCGUUUGUGUCGAAUUCCCCCAAACUCUUUUGCCCUAAAAACAGAAGCUUUGACAUCGACGCCAUCUACAGCGUGAUAGACGACGCCAAGCAGUACGUGUACAUCGCCGUCAUGGACUACCUGCCCAUCUCCAGCACAAGCACCAAAAGGACGUACUGGCCAGACUUGGAUGGGAAAAUAAGAGAAGCGUUAGUUUUGCGAAGCGUUAAAGUUCGACUCCUGAUCAGCUUCUGGAAGGAAACGGAUCCCCUUACAUUUAACUUUAUUUCGUCUCUUAAAGCUAUCUGCACUGAAAUCGCCAACUGCAGUUUGAAAGUUAAGUUUUUUGACCUGGAAAGAGAGAACGCUUGUGCCGCAAAAGAACAAAAGAACCUCACCUUCCCUAAGCUGAAUCGCAACAAGUACAUGGUGACGGACGGAGCAGCUUACAUCGGAAACUUUGACUGGGUAGGGAAUGACUUCACCCAGAACGCGGGCACGGGCCUUGUUAUCAACCAAGCAGACGUGAGGAAUAACACGAGCAUCAUUAAGCAACUGAAAGAUGUGUUUGAGAGGGACUGGUACUCACCCUACGCCAGGAGCUUACAGCCAACCAAACAGCCGAACUGCUCCAGCCCGUCCAAUCUCGGCCCUCCCUCCAGCAAAACUGCCACAUACAACACGAGUGGGAAGGACCCUGCGAGUGUAUAA
Eptesicus fuscus (big brown bat) is the source of this 1611-nucleotide messenger RNA. It is a transcript of the gene PLD5, whose product is annotated as phospholipase D family member 5. The record is from RefSeq and is a predicted model, not a curated record. NCBI's taxonomy places the organism in Eukaryota, Metazoa, Chordata, Mammalia, Chiroptera, Vespertilionidae. The transcript is spliced from 10 exons. Gene Ontology annotation, molecular function: catalytic activity. Bases 1 to 1611 code for a protein of 536 amino acids.